Molecule: messenger RNA, 6457 nt
Organism: Tachysurus vachellii
Lineage: Eukaryota; Metazoa; Chordata; Actinopteri; Siluriformes; Bagridae
Gene: slc39a14
Product: solute carrier family 39 member 14
Exons: 9
Coding region: 827-2275 (482 amino acids)
Biological process (GO): intracellular zinc ion homeostasis; zinc ion import across plasma membrane
Cellular component (GO): membrane
Molecular function (GO): zinc ion transmembrane transporter activity
Source: RefSeq, a predicted model, not a curated record
CUGUCUGUCUGGGAUGUAGUAGCCUAGUGGUUAAGAUGUCGGACCGCUGAUCGGUAGGUCAUGUAUCUCAGGUCCACUAAGUGUCCACUGGCUUUAACCCUCAAUCGGUCAGGAGUAUAAUUGAGAUAAAAUUGUAAAUCGCUCUGGAUAAAUGUGUCUGGCAAAUAACGGAAUAUAAACGUCUGACUGUUUGUCUGUCUGUAUAAAUGAACAAACCUCCACGAUCACAGAACUCAACCAUCUGAACUGAACCAUCUGAACUGAUUUACUCAGCAGUGACGGAGCCCCUACUGACUCUGGAGUGAUUUUAAAUUCAGCAGUAAAGCGGCUCGGCCACUGCAGCGCCUCGGCCCUCACAGCUUUAUUCGUUUGUAUCCGGCGUGGCUAUAAGCACAGAAACUGGAGUUCUUGUGGUUUAAUCUAGGAGUUGUGUUUAUUUUGAUGGCUCCCGGUGGCGUUUUAGAUGUGCUGACGCUCUCAUUUGGUGUCCGUGUGAGAGUUGAGGGGACAAAGUGCGACGGCGGCGGCGACUCCUCGAGGUCCCUCCCACCAUCAGAGGCUUAGUGACUAAAUCAUGUGGUGUAAUGACUUAAUUAUUAGCGGCAACACCGCUGUGUUAUUACACACCAGCGUCCUGAGGUAAACUGCUCAUUUCUCACACCACACCGUGGUCUUUAAUAAGCAGCUUCUGGAACGUAAUGACUGCUUUCUCUCAUGCUGCUGUCUUUAUAAAGCCCUCUGACCACCGACUGUCUGCUGUCGCUCGGAGACUGCACAAGGGGGCACUUACUUUUUCCUGUGUGUGAUCGGAGGAUCCUACAGCGUCAUGACUCAGACCUCAGCCCAUGGCUGCAGUCAGCUGACCUUGACCUUUGCCCUUAUCCUGUUUCUUGGCCUAUUAUGUUGGCCCUCAGGAGAGGUCAGAGGUCAGACUGCGCUCCCUCCUGCUGUGAUCCUGCAGGAUCUGCUGAGCCGAUAUGGAGAAAACGGGACCAUCUCGGUGGCUCAGCUCCGGUCGCUGCUCGCUCACCUCGGACAGGAGCAGAGCGGAGAGAAGACGCCACACACGACGACGCAGACGAUGAUGAAGAAAACUAACAACAACACGUGUUUACCCACAGACACUUUGGCGGCUCACGGUCUGAGUGAGAAGUCCCGUUUGGACGCUCCGGGCCUACAGGAGUUCUGCCCUACCAUGCUGCAGCAGCUGGACUCUCGAGCAUGUCACGAUGAACAGAACCAAGAACCAGAACCGAGCGCCAAACCGUCCAACGCUGAAGUGUGGGGUUACGGGUUCGUGUGUGUUACGGUCAUCUCGCUGUGUUCGCUGCUCGGUGCCAGCGUGGUGCCGUUCAUGAGGAAAACCUUUUACAAACGGCUGCUGCUCUACUUCAUAGCUCUGGCCAUCGGCACGCUUUAUUCCAACGCGCUCUUUCAGCUCAUCCCUGAGGCUUUUGGUUUUGACCCCAUGGAGUCGUAUUACGUGUCCAAAUCAGCCGUCGUCUUCGGAGGCUUCUAUCUGUUCUUCUUUACGGAGAAAGUCCUCAAGAUGAUCCUCAAACCUAAACGCAGGGAAGGACACGGACACAGUCAUUUUCCUGUGGGAAACGGUGAUAUGGAGGACGGAGUGAUGGAGAAGCUGCAGAACGGAGAGGCAGGAGGAGCCAUGUCCUUGCCUCAGGUGGACGGAGAGAUCAGAGAGGACGACAAAAUGCUGAGCGCCGGACAAACGGCACAGGACACUCAGGGGGGAUGUUAUUGGUUGAAGGGUCGAGCGUAUUCUGACAUUGGCACCCUGGCGUGGAUGAUCACUCUCAGUGACGGACUCCAUAACUUUAUAGACGGUUUGGCCAUCGGAGCAUCGUUCACUGCUUCAGUUUUCCAGGGCAUCAGCACAUCAGUGGCCAUCCUGUGUGAGGAGUUUCCUCAUGAACUGGGUGACUUUGUGAUCCUGCUGAACGCCGGGAUGAGCAUCCAGCAGGCUCUGUUCUUUAACUUCCUGUCAGCCUGCUGCUGUUAUUUGGGAAUGGGAUUUGGGAUUCUGGCAGGAAACCAGUUCUCGCCGAACUGGAUCUUCGCUCUGGCCGGAGGAAUGUUCCUCUACAUCGCCCUGGCUGACAUGUUUCCCGAGAUGAACGAAGUGAGUCGUGAGGAAGAGGAAGCUGGAGGAAGGGCACACCUCGUGACCUUCGCCAUCCAGAACGCCGGCCUGCUCACCGGUUUUGCCAUCAUGCUCCUCCUGACUAUUUACUCAGGACAGAUACAGCUCGGAUAGCCCCGAAAACGAUAGAACCGACUUCACCUUUAACCUUUAAACCCCUCCCUCAGAUUCAGGUUCUACCCAAUGAGAAGUGAGUGCAGGACUCGGAUUUGAGCUCUGAGCCUGAGGUUAACUGUGCAAUGUUGAAGGAACUCUGAGGAGCUGCUGAUAGGCUUAAGAAGGAAAAACAAACUCUCUUUGAGCCAACCCAGAUGCAAAAUUACAAUUUUAACUGACGUACAAUAUGCAUUUGUGAUUUUUCUCUUUUUGUUUUUCUCUAUAUUGCUUUUUCUUCUUUAGUUAUUGUCUGUUCUCUUUCACCAUAAUGGACCAGUUUGAGGAGAACACUUUGAUCAUCUAAUAGCCUUCACUCGAUCUGCUUCAGCUCCAUGUUUAGUCAGUCAUGUUUAAAGCUUGAUGUUUUGGUUCAAUGCUUCAUUUGAAAAGUAUUUGAAGUUUGCUGAUGGUUUGAUGUUUGUAGACUAGCUCUCUAUCGUAAGGUAACGGUUUCAUCCACAGCUCCUGAUAAAAACACUGAUAUAAAACAUCAUGUUUUGCACCAGAUAAUUAAAGGUUGUGUAUUUAUACUCUUUAAUCUAACCCCUUGUUGUGUUCCCCUGACAAGUCAGAGAUGCCCUCAGACAAUUCGAAAGAGAACCUCGCAGUUAAACUGGUUUCUACAGUGUUCAUGUUGGCUUCUAUAUGGCCUUUAAGAUGUAUUUUUUUCAAAAAACCUUUCUCACUAGCACUGAAGAAUUCCAAAUAAAUAUGAUCUUCGCUAUUUCUUGUUAGCCUGCUAGCUAGAGUUAUAACUUCAAAUCCUGACACUAGUUCAUUUUAGCCUGCUAGCUAGAGUUAUGACUAAAUUAUCUUGGAUAUCCUGUCAGAUUCACUCGUGUUAUUCAAUUAGCUAGCAUUAGCUGAUAAUCAUUUGUGGACUAAAUUCGUCGCUGUCAUCCGCUGACGCUAGACAGCUAGCAAGAAAGCGAUCUUUUAUGAAUAAGACUUAAAUCUUCUCAGGAUAGAUUAUGUUAAGAUGCUUACUAUCUGACUAGUUUUAGCGAAUAACCUUUUAUGAUUAAGCAAAAUUUUCCCGCUAAAUAAUGUGUAAACAUUCUUGAAUAUAACUUCAAGAAAUACUACCAGACGUCCUGUCAACUUAGCUGUUUUAGCAAGUUGCUAUUGUUAUUGAUAAAAUGUAGGUAAGCACAUGAUAAUCUUCUCAUUAGCCACUUGCAUUAACAAAAGAACAAAUUACAUAUAAGCAUAACUCCUGUCAGGAGGAAGCUUCUAAGUAAAGUUUAAAAUCCUCUUUAAAUACUUAAAAUCUUCUCUGAAAUUCUGUCAGUAGUUGAUGUUUCCUGUCUAGCUAUAUUGUUAUGAUUUUAAAUCCUGUCUGGUCAGCUCACGUUAACCUGCUCACUAGCUAGCUUUACCAAAUAAACUUUUACAAAUAGAGGUUUAACUCCUGUCAGAAAUCUUGUCUUAUCAUUCAGUUCUCUAUGUAGCCAGUGUUAUGAUUAAAAAUUCUGUCAGGUUAGUCCAUGCUAGUUGGCUAACAGAUCCUGAAUAUGACUUAAAAUCUGUCAUUAAUUACUAUUCUCCUUCUAGCUAGUGUAAUUAUAUAAAUCCUGUCAGGUUAGCCUGCUCACUAGCCAGCUAGAUUUACCAAAUGAACGUUGUUAACUCAUGAAAGGAUUUCUGACAGAAGUUAAACUUGGACUAGUAAAAGUUUUACGUGAAGGUAGCGCUGCGAUUUAAAAUCACGUCCUGUUAGCUUAUGUUAGCUAGCUAGCAGAUAAACAUUAAUGAAUAUGACUUGAAAUCCUGUCAUUAGUUAACUUUCCCUGACUAGCUAGAGUUAAAACUAAAAAAACUCUGUCAGCCUCGCACAUGUUAGCUGGCUAUUUCCAGUGAAAGCACAAAAAAACUGAAACGACAGGGAUUUGAACAUUUUCUCCGAGGUUUCAAAGUUAUGGGAAAACAACAAGAGGUGUUUGUUAAAUACAGUUUUUUAAAGUAGUGAGGUUUUUAAAAAAUAUAUCCCCUGAAGAAUUCUCCUGAACACAUCAACUGGUCACAUUCUCAUACUAGCAAUGCAAACAAGCUAAAUUAUCACUUAGCUUAGCUUAGCUUAGCUUGUGUGGGCUGCCAUUUUUCCCCUCAAACAUCAUUCCAGAGUAUCAAACAUCACCAUCAUCAUUGUGGUUUAGUUAAAAGUGCAGGCACUAUUGUGUGGCUAUGUUUAUUUCUUAUUGUAUUAUUUCUCAGAGAAUCACAAAAUCAUGUCUAGUCGACCAAAUAAGAGCCUUUAUUUUACGUUUGCUUUUUUUGUUUCUAUUUAAGAUCUAAAAUUUGUUUUUGUGGUUUUACUUGUAUAGUGUUUUUUUUUCUUUUGAUUUUGUGUUUUGGUGGUGUGUCUUUUGUAUGAAGCAGUUCUCAUCCUGACAUGUUGUUUCAUAUUUAUUUCAAAUCUGCUGUAUGUAUUAUGUGAUACACCGGAGUGUGUCUGCAUUCCUGUAAUAUAAUACAGUGACACUUUACGUUAUGAUUCCUUAAAGUCGGAUAACGUUUAAUUAACCGCAAACCUGAGUGUUAUUACAUCAUAAAUCAUGCUAACUGACAGGAAACGCCACAAUUAUGCAUUUUAAAAAUCGUUGAGUGAAAACAUGGUGUCCUUGCGAUUGAGCUGUUGCUAUAGAAACGAUAACCUGCGAUUUGAAUUACAGAUGAAAAUACAAUCAACUGAACAAUCAAAAUCAAGAGUUCAGAAGGUGAUUCGUUUGGAUAUUUGACGUUGCCUAAAGUUAAACUUCUUGCUGAGGUUUAGAAUUUGUUAACGUCACACAGAACCUUAAAGUAAAGGGAACUUGUGGAAGUGUUAAGGAUUUGGUUCAGGGUCGGCAUCACUGGGUCAUCAGGGGUCACGGUUUUAAGUCUUUUUUUUUUGUUUUUAGAUUUUGAGUCUAAUUUUAUAGACACUUUAAGAUCGGUCUUCCAAGUGAAUUUGUCUAAAUUUGGUUUAAAAAGGGAAUCCUAGUGAGAUCAGCACAAGUGUAGACACAAUAUUAUAUUUCCGUUUCUGUUUGAAAGGGAACCGAUUCUUUACCUACGCCUCUUACGCUUUGCAGCUAUCAGGGUGUGAGAUCACCUACAGUGACGUAUCUGAUAAAAAGUUUAAUCUGUGCAGAAACGUUAGCUAUAAACAGGUCAAGUAACUAAUACACUAGUUACUCAGAGACCAUAUUUGACCCUGAGCUUUCAUUUACAUUGACACACUUUCAUGACAGUAUUUUGCUUCUGUGCUCUUUUUUCUCCAGUGCAUUGAAUUUCAUCUCUGGAAUAUAUUUAGAUUUUUUUUUUUUACUUACAAGUGGACCUGACUUAACUGGAUCAGCUUGUUUUUCACCGAGACAAAAAGUCCGUCAUCUCAACCCUGCUAUCGAACGUAAAGAUGAUUAGCGCAUUACGGAAACCAUGUCCAGUAAUUCUGUUCUUUGCGUUGUGUCCGAUGACUGUGACAGUUUGGGUGCAGGAAAACAUUGAAGCUGUGGGAUAAAUUAGAUUAUUCAUCAUUUGUAGUUUAGGAGAUUAAAUUAAAUUGGGUGAAGCGAUUUCACAGGAUGCGUCUUGAUCUUCCAGCUGAAUGUUUUGUUUUAGUUGGUGACAUUUUGAGUCCGUAUACGAACACACGUGGAUGGACGUGUUUGUGUGGUUUUUUUUGUGUGUCGUUUAAUCAUGUUUAAGCCAUUGUUUCAGCAUCAAGUGGUUGACAAACUUUUUUUUUUUUUUUUACCUGUUGGUUUCAAGCCAUCAAUACAGUAGUUGUGCAAAGAAUGAAAAAACAUUUCAAUGCAAAAGUGUAAAAUGAUUGUUUUUACAUGAUUCCAGGCUGAGUAAACUUCAGGCAAGGUUUGUUUGACUUAAACAAUCCUUAUACCUCGUGAUUAGAUGUUAAUUUAGGGGGCAGGUGGUGGCUCAAGUGAUUUAAGGCUCUGGGUUGUUGAUCGGGGUUUUCAGGCCCCAGCACUGCCAAGCUGCCACUUUUGGGCCCUUGAGCAAGGCCCUUAACCCUCUCUGCUCCAAGAACGCUGUAUCAUGACUGACGCUGCGCUCUGACAACCUCCAAAGUUGGGAUAGAAUUUCACUGUGCUGUAAUGUUUAUGUGAUAAAAUAAAUAAAAGCUUCUAUCAAUUA